CAGGAAGGUCACACCAUCCCUCACCAUUAUCAGGGGGAGAAACUCAUUGAUAUAAAAGCCGAGGUGAAGAAGGAGGAAGAAGAUGAGACGUAUGUGACGGGUGAUGAGCAAUGUAUGAAGGAGGACAAGGUUAUGGAUCCCAUUAAAGAAGAGGAAUCUUCUCCAGAUAUUGGCUCAGAUGGAACAAUGGAUCCUGCUAAUCCUGAGGAAUCUUCUGGUAAAUCCCAUACUAUGACAACAGAUGUCCAUCUAAGAUCAAUGGACACUACUAAUCCUGAGGAAUCUUCUAAGAAAUCCUAUACUAUGACAUCAAAUGUCCAUCUAUCCCGUACUAUGACAUCAGAUGUCCAUCUAUCCCGUACUAUGACAUCAGAUGUCCAUCUAUCCCACACUAUGACAUCAGAUGUCCAUCUAUCCCAUACUAUGACCUCAGAUGUCCAUCUAAGAUCAAUGGAUCCUUCUAAUCCUGAGGGAUCUUCUGAUAAAUCCCAAACUAUGACUUCAGAUGUCCAUCUAAAAUCAAUGGAUCCUUCUAAUCCCGAGGAACCUUCUAAGAAAUCCCAAACUAUGACUUCAGAUGUCCAUCUAUCCCGUACUAUGACAUCAGAUGUCCAUCUAAGAUCAACGGGUCCUUCUAAUCCUGAGGAACCUUCUGAUAAAUCCCAUUCUAUGACUUCAGAUGUCCACCUAAGUUCUCACAGUGCUGACAGAUCAACAGAUCCUUCCAACCCCCAUGAGGGAGCUCACACAAAAGGACUUGAGAAACACCAGGUAUGUCACACGGCUGCGCGUCCUUAUUCAUGUUCGGAGUGUGGAAAAUGUUUUGCUAGGAAACGAAGCCUUAUUACGCACCUGAGAGGUCACACUGGCGAGCGUCCCUUUUGCUGUUCAGAGUGCGGGAAAUGUUUUACUAAUAGUCAACGCCUUCUUAUACACCAGAGAAUUCACACUGGUGAGCGUCCCUUUUCCUGUUCAGAGUGCGGAAAAUGUUUUUAUGAGAAACAACACCUUGUUGUACACCAGAGAGUUCACACGGGGGAGCGUCCCUUUUGCUGCUUGGAGUGCGGAAAAUGUUUUUAUACAAAAGAAGCCUUUGUUAACCACCGGAGAAUUCACACUGGCGAGCGUCCCUUUCGCUGUCCUGAGUGCGGAAAAUGUUUUUCUGACAAAGGAAACCUUCGUAGACACAUUAAGAAAACUCAUAUUGGCUUUGCUGACCAAAGACACGUUGGUAUACACCAGGGUGAGCGUCCCUUUUCCUGUUCAGAGUGCGGAAAUUGUUUUUCUAGAAAAGAAACCCUCGUUAUACACCAGAGAAUUCACACUGGUGAGCGUCCUUUUAGCUGUCCGGAGUGCGGAAAAUGUUUUCAUGACAAAGGAAGCCUUAGUAAACACAUUAAAAGAACUCAUAUUGGUUUUUCUGUCCAAAGACACGUUGGUAAACCCAAGAAAGUUCACACGGGUGAGCGUCCCUUUUCCUGUUCAGAGUGCGGAAAUUAUUUUUCUAGAAAAGAAACCCUCGUUGUACACCAGAGAAUUCACACGGGAGAGCGUCCCUUUAGCUGUCCAGAGUGCGAUGAAUGUUUUCAUGAUAAAGGAAACCUUCGUAAACACAUUAAGAAAAUCCAUAAUGGUGAAUGUCUCUUUUCCUGUAUGGAGUGCGGGAAUUUAUUUUCUGACCAAGGAAGCUUUCGUGAACACCAGACAAUUCAUACAGACGAGCGUCCCUUUUCCUGUUUGGAGUGCGGAAAAUGUUUUUCUUGCCAGACAAGCCUUCGUAGACAUGAAAAAAGAUCACGCUUGUGUAGUGGUACACCCCCCCCCCCAUGUAGGGGGCUACUGAGUGAUGUGGCCCAUCUUUCACCCUGCCCAGCCCGGCAUUCACUUCCAGACACUCCAAGGCGAUGAAAAGUCCAUCAGCUGCCAGUAAAAUCACAGUCUCUCCCCCUCAGACUGCCUCCCAGUCCAAUCCAGCAUGCCUCUCCCAGUAUUUUUUUUUAUUGUUACUUUCCAAGGAAUAAUGUAUAAAUGAAUAAAAAAAGUCCAAUGAGAUUCCAGUCACAUGGCUAAAAUAACGGUUCUUCUACUUGUAUUAAAGCUUUUGUGAAUUGAGUCUUAUAUGUUGUAUUUUAAUGUUUGCUUUGUUUUUCAUUCCAUAAAUAUUAAAAUUCUAUCAAAUUGUUGUAUUUUGCUUUAUUUUUGUAUUUUUUUGAUGUGAAGUGAGGUAUAAUCUAUGUAUGUAGUCGUCGAUGUAUCUUAAAAGAAGAUUGGACCACGUUGAUCCGGAUUCUUAUGUUGUAUUUCAAUCUUCGGUUUGUUUUUCAUUCUAUAAAUAUUAAAAUUCUAUCAAAUUGUUA
Molecule: messenger RNA, 2357 nt
Organism: Rana temporaria (common frog)
Lineage: Eukaryota; Metazoa; Chordata; Amphibia; Anura; Ranidae
Product: gastrula zinc finger protein XlCGF26.1-like
Exons: 3
Coding region: 115-1908 (597 amino acids)
Biological process (GO): regulation of transcription by RNA polymerase II
Cellular component (GO): nucleus
Molecular function (GO): DNA-binding transcription activator activity, RNA polymerase II-specific; RNA polymerase II cis-regulatory region sequence-specific DNA binding
Source: RefSeq, a predicted model, not a curated record